UGAAAAAAAAUUGUUGAUAACGAUUUUUGGAAAACCUCAAACACCAAAUUUUUUGGUGAGGGUGUAUUUUGGACUUCGGUUCUGUGUGCAUUCAAUAUUCGAUAUCGAUAUGCUGAUUGGUUCAAUUUGAUGAAAAAAUUGGCACACAGUGCUAAAAAAGCUAUCAAAAUGAAAGCUCAAGCUCAAAUUCAAAUUGCUUGUGAUAUUCGGAGUUCGGAAAUUGCUUUGUAAUUUGAUCGUUUCUUUAAAGCAGUUUUUCAGUUUCUCUAAAUUCCAUCACCAAAGAAUCACGUUACCCUCGCGAAGUUUUCGUAAAUUUGUACAUGCCUCAAAAGUGACAUCGCAACUUUGUGUUAUUACCAUUUUUUUUGUUCCAAUUUUCAAGUAAAAAUUCAUCAUUAAAUGAGAAAAAUAGUUCAAUACGAAUAUGUUCUCAACUGAAGGAUAUCCAACACAACUGCCCAGGAAAAUGCUGCAGAUCUUCAGCCCUCUGUGUUUGUACGCUAUUGCCUCGAAACGUAAAUUACCAACUUCCAGUUAUGGAAAGAUUCAUUACGUAGUCGAAUAUCAUCAUCUGCAGACUUGAACCAUAUUUUACGAAACAAAUAAAUACUAGUCAGAUUUAGAAUUUAGAAUCCCCAUAUACGUAUUAUAUUGAUAUGUUUUAAGAUACUAUAAGGUUAUAGAAAAAUUCAAAUUACCGAAAGAAAAGACUUAAUAGUGGAACAAUAUGGCAAUGGAUACUUCUAUUAAAGAAUCGAGUAAGGAUAAAUGGAGCAGCAACGGCCAAGACCAAACUAAUUUUAAGAAUGGCACAAACAAUCAUAAUAAAGCCAAGAAUGGUAAAGCUGGAUAUACGGUGGCUCGUGUCAAUGGCAAUAAUUGCGUGAAAAAAGAAGACUUGUAUAAGACCGAAAUAUUGGACUGCGGGGAGGAAAAUAUUAGCUGCGGAUUAGGACCAUGUUCGCCGAAAUGGAUGCAGGUGUUCGCGUCCAAACAAGCGUUCCUGGUUACGUUCUGUUUAACGUGGGUACUGCAGGGUAUGUUUUCGACUUAUUUCGUCAGCGUGAUCACCACCAUCGAGAAGCUAUUCCAACUGCAGAGUAAGAUGACCGGCAUGAUAAUGAGCGCCACCGAAAUCGGCCAGAUUUGCUGCACGUUGUUAUUCACGUAUUACGGAGGACACGGCCAUCGACCCAGGUGGAUCGCCUGCGGAAUGGUGCUAUUCGCGGUGUGCUCGUUUACCUGCUCGUUACCUCAUUUUCUGUUCGGUUACCCACCCAUACCCGGUAACGAUCUCAUACUCGGCCAAAAUAAUACCGUCAAUUCCACCUACCACACGAUGUGCCUAAACGACACUCUCCGCUUGGCCAACCAAUCCUCCAUCGACUGCGGCGAGAAAAUCCUACCCGAGCAGCAAGCUCGAACCAAGAAUAUCGUUUUGAUCAUUUUCCUCGUCAGCUUGUUGGGUGUAGGAAUGGGUCAGACACCGGUAUACACGCUGGGUAUAUCGUACAUCGACGAUAACGUCGCCAGUCGCGAAUCUCCCAUUUAUUUCGCCAUCACCAUCGGUAUACGUAUCCUGGGUCCGGCUCUCGGGUUCAUUAUGGGAUCCUUGUGCACGAGAUUGUUCAUCGACCUGUCUAUUAAUCCGAAGAUAUCGCCUACUGAUCCCAGAUGGCUGGGUGCUUGGUGGCUCGGGCUCGUACUGGAUGCUGCGUUCUUGUUACUCGCCUCCAUCGCCAUGUUCUCGUUCCCGGAGAAGCUCAAGAGUAACAAGAAUACUCCGGCUAUACGUAAUAGACAGGAUGCGACCAAGAAACACCCCAAGCUCAAGGAUUUCCCCAAGACGAUCAAGAGGCUGUUGAAGAACGACAUCCUGAUGUUCCGUUCGGCCAGCAGUGUUUUGCAUAUUUUACCUAUUGCCGGAUUGUAUACGUUUCUGCCCAAGUUUCUCGAGUCGCAGUUUCGGUUUCCAGCUCAUACGGCUAAUAUGGUCACAGGUGUUGGCGGUAUCUUGGUGAUGGGUCUGGGUAUCAUUAUAUCGGGCGUGUUCAUCAUACGAGUGAAACCAAAUGCCAGAUUCGUUGCUGCCUGGAUCGCUUGUGCUGCUGCUCUAUACGCCAUUGGUAUGGGCAUCCUAAUGUUCGUCGGCUGCCCGAUGAAUGACCUCGCUGAUCUUCGUCACGAUGACAAAGGUGCUUUGGUCUCGGUGUUACCAGAUUGCGCCAGGUCGUGUAACUGUGAUCAUAAAUUCAGCCCGGUUUGCGGAGCGGAUAAAUUUACCCAUUUUUCAGCCUGCUACGCCGGAUGUCAAAAUGUCACUUCGACGAAUGGAGUUAUCCAAUUUUCAGAUUGUGUUUGUUUGAAUUACCCUAACACAACGCUGGGAUACGAUGGUCUGGACAUAAAUGACAAAUUCACCGCCAAAAUUGGUUACUGCGAUUUCGAUUGCAAUAACUUCGUGUGGUACAUAAUGAUAUUUUCGUUCUUCGUAUUCAUCCACUCGACGUCCGAUGUUGGUAGUAUGUUGCUGACUUUACGAUGCGUCGAUCCUAGAGAUAAAGCUAUGGCUUUAGGUGUCAUACAAUUUGCCAUCGGAUUAUUUGGUAAUGUGCCAUGCUCGGUUAUCUACGGAGCUGUAGUCGAUUCGACUUGUCUCGUUUGGGAGAUGGUGUGUGGCAAAACGGGAGCGUGUAGUUUAUACGAUACUAAAGCAUUUCGUCAGUAUUUCCACGGAACGACGAGUGCUAUCAUGCUCUGCGCUUUCGUAGUAGAUCUGAUCGUCUGGUAUAAAGCUGAUAAUAUAAAUUUCGGUACCGACGAACCAUUACCGCAAACUCAAGAGGAAGAACUGACCCCGAUCGCCGAAAAAACUAACUGCUGCGAUAAUGAUAAAAAUUAACCCAGCUUCGGUUAUCGGAUAAAUUCCAGGAAACUUGAGAUUAUGACGUAUCUCGAUGGUACAUCGAUGGCUGGCGAAUUCUUCGACGCAGUCGUUUUCAUGGGACUGAUUAUUUUAGAUUAAUUGAUAUAAUAUUUUUUAUUAAGCCAAUUCGAGUGUGAUAUCAGCUCAAGACAUCACGUUGAUUAUGUUUUUAAAAUUUUUUUCUUUUUUUUUUUUCGUAGUACAAAAUGUUGAUGCGCUUUUAAGUUACCCAUUGCGUAUUGUUGUAAUAUUUUCGUCUUUUAUUUUUUCCAUACCGGUUAUGCAAAUGUGACAAUACUUGAACCCUUAAUUAUUUAAUUUUUUUUUCCUCGUUAUAUCUACUUUAAUAAUAUUGUACUAUCGAACGAAUCGUUGACUUAAAACGGGCUGGCAUUUAAACCGAGUGGUAACUAUUUUCAAGUAUUGUUACGAUAGGAAAUGCAUGCAAAUUGCAUAAUGCAGUUUCAUACACACACACACACAGAUACGUAUACAGUACGACUUGUGUGGGGACGUUUGGAAUCGAGAAUUUAUAGCGUCGUCGCGCCAAAAAAAACACUUACAUGGUCGAAUACAUUCUUAGAGUAUCCAGAUUGUUCCUACUCUUUUUACCCUUAAUUAAUUGUUUUUUUUCUCUUUGUUUUAUACGUGUAUUUUUUUGUUUGUCUUAUUUUUUUUUCUCUUCUCUUUCUUAUAUACUUCUUUGAUAGAACCUUGUUGUUAAUUCUUUUUUUUUUUUAGUAGUCUGGUCAGCGAAUACGGUUUCCAAUUUGUUAACUUAAUAAGAUAUUUUAUCUACAUAAUACCCCUCUUUUUUUUUUUUUUUUUGUUACACCUGAAUCUGAUAUACACCUAAGUGAAUUUAUUAUUGACCUUAGUGUAUUAUGAUGAAGAUCUUUUUAACGCAAUUAUGUCAAUUUUUUAUAUAUAUUUACGUUUGACUCGUUUUAUUAAUUUCUUUUUGCAUAUGUUGUUGUUUUAAUUUAUUUUUGUUUACGUAUCUUUUUUUUUCUUUUUUUUUUUUUUGUAACGUUGAAUCUUCAUUUUUUUAUACUUUUUAAUUUUUUUUUCUUCUCUCCGCCAGUAUAAGUAGAACGUAUAAAUAAAGAAACGAAUACCGUCUUCCUGAAAUAAUUAAUUAGGUAAUUUCGCCCACCCUGAUUUUGAAAUUUUAUCCCUCAUCAUACUGCAGCCUUACCACUCAGUAACAUGGUUAUUAAAAAUUGUUUUGUGAUAAUUUUCUAAUUGUUAUUAUUUAUAAAUGCUAGUCAAUACUACAAAGGAAUUAAUAAAAGCAAAACGGGUUGUAAAAACAACAUUUAUAUCAAAGGCGAACAUUUUUAUCGCUUUUUACUUUAUACAUAAUUAUUUCUAAUAUUUUUUUGUAUAUUUUGUAAUGUGAUUAUACUGUGUAUACUUUUUCUUUUUAAUUUUUUUUUUCUUUCUCUUCUUUUAUAUUGUGUUGCGCAGAUGUGUUAAUUUUAAUAAAAACUGUGUUUUUAACGCGA
Planococcus citri (citrus mealybug) is the source of this 4437-nucleotide messenger RNA. RefSeq names its product Organic anion transporting polypeptide 74D (gene Oatp74D). The transcript has 12 exons. The record is from RefSeq and is a predicted model, not a curated record. Gene Ontology annotation, cellular component: plasma membrane. Gene Ontology annotation, molecular function: protein binding. Gene Ontology annotation, biological process: transmembrane transport; sodium-independent organic anion transport. Lineage: Eukaryota; Metazoa; Arthropoda; Insecta; Hemiptera; Pseudococcidae. The coding region runs from base 731 to 2905 and encodes 724 amino acids.